This is a messenger RNA of Anisakis simplex (herring worm), 192 nucleotides long. The record is from the annotation of a GenBank genome assembly. NCBI's taxonomy places the organism in Eukaryota, Metazoa, Nematoda, Chromadorea, Rhabditida, Anisakidae.
AUGGAUAUUGAACUUGUGGAUCUGCGACUUUCCGGCAACUUUUACUUCUUCAUGAUUUGCGCUCUGAAUGUGGUACAGACCAUCGUCAUCAUAAUGCUGUCAACACCGCUGUUCGGUGUUGUUGUAGUUCCAAUCGCUCUCGUUUAUAUUUUCAUUCUGGUUGGUAUCUUCAACAGCAUCACUUUGCACUAA